UAGAGUCUAAAUUGAUUUUAGAGAUGUUCUUGGUGCUGUUUUUGGAUCAAGUGUGGAUGGACGAGUGAGUUUUAGUAUUAAUUUUGGUGUAGAUGAUGUUGAAUGGAUGUUUGCUGGGGGAUGAAUGGUAUUCUGCUAUGAAAAUUGUAGAUUACAGCAAAGAUCCCGGGCAGUAAAUGCAUCAUUCCUUAAAAUUCCACGAAUUCAGUCACAUUCAAAUCCUCAAUUCCUUUAAAAACCCGUUCAAUAAAAUGCAAAAUUGCAAAUAAUUCACAAACAAAAGCGUUAACAACAGCACCAGAUACAACAGAAACAGAA
This is a messenger RNA of Chironomus riparius, 318 nucleotides long. The record is from the annotation of a GenBank genome assembly. Lineage: Eukaryota; Metazoa; Arthropoda; Insecta; Diptera; Chironomidae.